This is a messenger RNA of Rotaria sp. Silwood2, 1073 nucleotides long. NCBI's taxonomy places the organism in Eukaryota, Metazoa, Rotifera, Eurotatoria, Philodinida, Philodinidae. The record is from the annotation of a GenBank genome assembly.
AUGACAACAGAAGAUACAAUGCCACUGAUGUCGCCAAUAAUGGUCAAUCAAAUUAAUUUAUCUGCUAUUCAAAACGAUCUAAUUGAUGACAAACUUUCUUCAAAUGAUAUUUGUACUAUGUUUAAUGAAUUUCUUCUUGCAUUUGAACACAUGGAAAAAAGUGGUGAAACGACAACAAAUAUGUUUUUAGAUGCUGUAGAAGAAAUAGCAAAUGCUGUUCUAGCAAUUUUACCAUAUAAAUUACUCGAUCCAAAAGUUCUUGCUCAUCCACUUAUACAUUUUCUAAAUCAAAUGCUUGUUGAUAUAUUAAGUAACUGGCAGACGUCUCAAAUGCGUCUAAACAUUCAAGAAUCGGACAUAUUUCUUAAGAUUGUACUUAUUUUUGUACAUGCUGCUGAACACGCAUCUACAACUAAUGCCGAUGCAGAUCGACAAAGAAUAACAGAUCUAUUAGUAACAAAAAAGUUUCUCAGUUUAGUACGUCAACAAAUUGAGGAUUGUGCUAUGCAUAAAUACGGUACUAAUGAUGAUCCAAAUAUAUGUACAUUAGGUUUGUUAGCAAUAAAGUUAUUACAAGGAUCUCCAUUCUAUCACAGUAUGGAACGAAAUGCAUGUUUAAUUGACGCUUUGGUGCUGAACUGUAUUGAUUCAUAUGAUUAUAUUCAAGCAGUACAUCAACUGCAAUAUGGCACGACACUUACUGAUAUCGAUCGUUUUCUUUUGUUUACUUGUUGGGAACAUAUGCCUGUAGCCUCGCUACCUUCACAAGAUUGGAUGAACUCAUUAUAUAAACCCGGUUUCGUUUAUAAUAUUUAUGAUGAACUUUUAACAGGAUUCGAACAUGCUCUUGAUCGACCACCACCUCUUACAUUUUCUAGUCUUUCUUAUAUUUUUGAACGAUAUCAACAACUUCUCAACGUUCCCCAACUACCUUCUGUCGAUAAACAUGCACCAAAUAUUAUUGAUCGUUUAAUCAAAAUUCUACAAAGUCCAUCAUCAAAUAAUCCUGAUGAUGAUGCAUUGAUUAUUCUUGCUUUAGAAACAUUCUAUAAUUUAUCGAAAAAUUCUGACAU